This is a messenger RNA of Cryptomeria japonica (Japanese cedar), 2862 nucleotides long. Its product is annotated as beta-xylosidase/alpha-L-arabinofuranosidase 1. Gene Ontology annotation, molecular function: alpha-L-arabinofuranosidase activity; xylan 1,4-beta-xylosidase activity. Gene Ontology annotation, biological process: arabinan catabolic process; xylan catabolic process. Gene Ontology annotation, cellular component: plant-type cell wall. The record is from RefSeq and is a predicted model, not a curated record. Bases 94 to 2523 code for a protein of 809 amino acids. The transcript has 7 exons. Lineage: Eukaryota; Viridiplantae; Streptophyta; Pinopsida; Cupressales; Cupressaceae.
GACUAAUUUACCAGUGGAAAAAUUGAGUGCAUAAGAUAGGUGCAGAGAAUGAGUCGCCCCUCUUCUCUCUGGAAAUAGAACUGUUAAAUCCACAUGCCCAAUUUUUUAAUAAUUAUUGUUCUCUAUACUUUUUUCACUGUAAUGGAAAAAUCAGUGGCUGUUUUAGUUCUCAUUGUCCUGAUGCUGAACGGAGCCCUCUUUUUAUUUUUUUUCAAUUCGAGUGAUGGAACCGGCAACGUCUCGUUUGCCCAUUCGGGUCCAGCCUUUCCCUGUGAUGUUAGGGCUGGGCUGAGCUCAUUUCCCUUUUGCAGCCCCUCGCUGACUGUUGGGGACAGAGUGAAGGACCUCAUUGGGCGCCUCACAUUGCAAGAGAAAGUUCAGCAGCUGGUUAAUGCAGCCAGUGCUGUUCCCAGGCUUGGCAUUCCUGCGUAUAAUUGGAGGUCUGAAGCACUGCAUGGAGUAUCAAAUGCAGGCCCCGGGACUCGAUUUGGGGGCAGGGUUCCCGGUGCUACCAGUUUCCCUCAAGUCAUUCUCACUGCAGCUUCCUUCAAUGCCUCUCUCUGGGAAGCCAUCGGCCAGGUUGUGUCGACAGAGGCCCGGGCCAUGCAUAAUGUGGGGCUGGCAGGGCUGACAUUCUGGAGCCCUAACGUUAACAUAUUCCGUGACCCGAGAUGGGGCCGCGGCCAAGAAACGCCCGGCGAAGACCCAGUUCUCACAGCUAAAUAUGCUUCCAGCUAUGUCCGUGGUUUGCAGGACACCGACGGAUCUGACUCCAACCGACUCAAGGUUGCAUCCUGCUGUAAGCAUUAUACUGCCUACGACUUGGACAACUGGAAUGGGGUUCAAAGUGACACCUUCGACGCUAAGGUCACACUGCAAGAUUUGGAGGACACAUUCAAUCCUCCCUUUAAAAGCUGCGUCUUGGAUGGCAACGUGGCCAGUGUUAUGUGCUCUUACAACAAAGUGAACGGUGUCCCAACCUGCGCAGACAAAGAUCUGCUUAGAGGGACUAUCAGAGGCGAAUGGAAAUUAAACGGAUAUAUUGUCUCCGACUGUGAUUCGGUCGAUGUGUUAUACAAUUCCCAGCACUAUGCAUCCACUCCUGAAGAUGCAGUUGCCGACGUGAUAAAAGCGGGGCUAGAUCUGGACUGUGGAUCUUUCCUGGGGAAAUACACAGAAUCAGCUGUGAAAGCAGGCAAAGUGGACGAGUCCCUGCUUGAUCAAGCUCUGGUCAACACCUUCACCACAUUGAUGAGACUUGGCUGGUUUGAUGGGGAUCCUGCCAACCAACCAUACGGGAACCUGGGACCUAAGGAUGUGUGUACUGAGAAGCAUCAAGAACUUGCUUUAGAUGCUGCCAGGCAGGGGAUAGUUCUGCUGAAGAAUGAUGGUACAUUACCAUUAGCUGCAAACAAGAUUAGUUCUUUGGCUGUUGUUGGACCCAAUGCAAAUGCCACCAAAGUCAUGAUUGGCGAUUAUGAAGGUAUUCCAUGCAAGUAUACAACACCUCUCCAGGGGCUUUCAGCAUACAGUUCAAUCCUCUACGCCCCAGGUUGUGCAAAUGUAGCAUGCGCUGGAAAUGGUUUCUUAGGUGCAGCAGUUAAGGCAGCAACUGAAGCAGAUGCAACCGUGUUAAUUGUAGGUGGAGAUCAGACAUUAGAGACAGAAGGACGAGAUAGAAUAAGUUUAUUAUUACCUGGCCAGCAACAACAGCUGGUUUCCGAAGUUGCAAAUGCAUCAAAGGGACCAGUAGUCCUUGUGAUCAUGUCAGGGGGUCCUUGCGAUAUAUCAUUUGCAAAGGAUGAAGACAAAAUUGCAGGCAUCAUCUGGGUGGGCUAUCCAGGACAAGCUGGAGGAAUAGCCAUUGCAGAUGUUAUUUUUGGACGAUACAAUCCUGGUUGGCAACUGAUGCAUGUGCCAGCCUUUGUUCUUUCAGGUGGUAGAUUGCCUAUGACUUGGUAUCCACAAGAGUUUGUUAAGAUUCCCAUGAUUAACAUGAACAUGAGGCCAGAUCCAGCCACAGGAUAUCCUGGCCGAACUUACAGGUUCUACACUGGAAAAACUGUUUACAUGUUUGGCGAUGGUCUGAGUUAUACAAGCUUCAAAUACACUCUGGUUCAGGCACCUAAGCUGGUAUCUCUUCCUAUGGAUGACAAACUUGCUUUUGCCCAGAAAAAAUCAAAUUUUUCCUGUGAGACUGUUCAAAUAACCCAAAUUAAUUGUCAGAAACUGCAAAUGGAUGUUCAGGUUGAUGUGAACAAUGUUGGUCCUAGAGAUGGAAGUCAUGUGAUAUUCUUGUUCUCGACACCUCCACCAAAGCACCAUUCUCCAAAGAAGCAAUUGCUUGGCUUCCAUAAGGUCCAUAUCACUUCAGGAGCCAGGGAAAGAGUUCAUUUUAACGUUGAUGUAUGCAAGGAUCUCAGCAUUGUUGAUAAAGCUGGCAAUAGGAAUCUGCCUGUGGGUUCUCACCUCUUUCGCAUAGGGGAUCUGCAACAUUCUCUCUCUGUUCAAAUAACAAACUAAUUUCCCCUCAAGGGAAUUGUGGCGAUCAUUUCUGCAAAGAGCAGGGAAGCUUCAAUAACGUCAUAUUAUGGCCAAGUGGACUGUUAAUUGUUGUUCUUCUAAAUUGUUUAUGACAGCUAGAGGAAAAGGAUAACAGGCUGCCUGCCUGUAAUACCAGUCUAUUGACGAUUUAUUCUUGCGAGGAGGAUUUGAAGUCAAUUAAAGGAUUGACCUCUUCAACCCUACACUAAUCGAUUGUUUUCUUAUUUGUUCAACUUAAACCAUCUCCAGGUAGGCAUAUAUACAAUAUCUGGAAAAAGUUCUUGUCAAUCAAUUAUCUCAAAAAAGAUGUAUUGGUAA